Brenthis ino (lesser marbled fritillary) is the source of this 333-nucleotide messenger RNA. The record is from the annotation of a GenBank genome assembly. Lineage: Eukaryota; Metazoa; Arthropoda; Insecta; Lepidoptera; Nymphalidae.
AUGUACGGCUGCACACCCGGACCCAGCUUCGAACCCCGGGUCGGGCCAAGUUUAGUUAUUGAGUCUUUCUGUAAAGUAAGCCUCAGUAACAGCCCGUUGGGAGCAGCAAGUUGGGAAGUUGGCGGUGUUUCACCCAUGUGCCUCGGAGAGCACGUAAAGCCGUCGGUCCUGCGCCUUAACUAUCACUGGUCGUGUCCAACAGUCGUCCCACCGGAGUACGAGAGUGACAGGAAUAGAGAGUGCACGUUGUGUCUGCGCGUACACUUGUGCACUAUAAUAUCUCCUGCGCAGUUGGCUAGUCUCAAUGAGAUUGACCGCCGUGGCCGGAAUAGA